UUUUAUAAGGGGGGAGGGAGGAGCGGAUGCACAUGCGUACAAGCAGAGAACCACUCGGCCACGGAGAUUUCUCUUGCCCCUUCCUCCCCUCUCUCCUCCCUCCCCGAAUCACGCGCGGUCCCAUCCGUCACCAGCCGCCAUGGCAAGAACCACUCCGUUCGGUCUCGCCGUCGCGGCGGCGCUCGUCUUCGCCGUCGCCAUGCCGGCCCUCGCCGCCGCGCAGGCCCCCGCGCCGGCGCCCACAAGCGACGGCACGUCGAUUGACCAGGGCAUCGCCUACCUCCUGAUGAUCGUCGCCCUCGUGCUCACCUACCUCAUCCACCCUCUCGACGCCUCCUCCCCGUACAAGCUCUUCUGAGAGCAGAGCAGAAAUCUUUUUUCCUUCCUUGUUUUCAUAGGGUAGUGGAUUAUUUGAGUGAGGGAGAGGCGUCAUUGGUGGUCGGUCCGGUCCGUAUUCAUUUGUGGCGAGUUCUAUUGGGUUCUGCAUGCAUGUGUAUAAUAUUACUCCUACCUUCAUGUACAUGCUUUGGUGUCUUUGUUCCAAUGGCUGUCAGAUGUACUGCAUUUCAGAGAAUUUCGGAGUUCUGACCGUGUUUGGUUAAUGUGAUGAAAUUUUUUUUCACAAAAAGACAAAUGUAUGCAUGGAGUACUAAAUGAAGUAUUUUUUGCGAAA
Messenger RNA from Panicum virgatum (switchgrass), 673 nucleotides. Its product is annotated as arabinogalactan protein 16-like. NCBI's taxonomy places the organism in Eukaryota, Viridiplantae, Streptophyta, Magnoliopsida, Poales, Poaceae. The record is from RefSeq and is a predicted model, not a curated record. The transcript has 2 exons. The coding region runs from base 140 to 358 and encodes 72 amino acids.